Molecule: messenger RNA, 1281 nt
Organism: Penicillium malachiteum
Lineage: Eukaryota; Fungi; Ascomycota; Eurotiomycetes; Eurotiales; Aspergillaceae
Exons: 1
Coding region: 1-1281 (426 amino acids)
Biological process (GO): DNA alkylation repair; regulation of DNA-templated transcription
Cellular component (GO): nucleus
Source: RefSeq, a predicted model, not a curated record
AUGACAGGACACAAACGCAGUGGAGCAAAGCACCAUGCUCGGAAUCCUCAUCUCGAGAAGCGACCUUCUUUGACGCAUUUCCUCUGCAUACCGCUGGUCAACUCUGCAUCAAUUACCCAGCUUGAAAAAUCGUUGGCAUCUUUCAAGGAAGAUUAUCCUUUCAUUUCAUCUUCAGGCCUUCCAGAACGGCGUGGUCAGUCAUCAAAUGAUCAUGUUUCGCGACCACUGAUCCCCGAGGGUGCAAUCCGCCCCUUAGGCACACUUCAUUUAACGCUCGGAGUCAUGAGUCUUCCAAAUAGAGAUCGUCUCGAUGAAGCAAUUUCAUUCUUUAAAUCACUCAAUCUAGACGAACUAUUACGGGAGGCUGAGCGGGUAGCUCUCCAGAAACAAGCAAAGAGCCACAACAAGUACAGGUCUAACCGUACAAAAAAUGCAACAGAAGAUCCCCCGCAAUUUUCUCAGAACUCCAUACAACCACUUACUGCUUCGCUUGAGUCUCUACAUGCCAUACCGAGAGCAAAGGCCGCUACAGUUCUACAUGCCUCUCCUGUUGACUCCACAGCACGACUAUAUCCAUUUUGUCUAAUGCUGCGAGACAAAUUCAUUGAAGCGGGAUUUAUUACUGGCGAUUCCAAAGAAAAAGAAGAAAAGUCAAAGAAGAAUGAUGAAGCAAGUGAACGGCAGACAAAGACUGCAGAUGAACCCGCUUCACCUCGACAUGAUGAACCAGACCAGUCGAAUACAUCGACAAUAUCAGAUCCCUACACUGCGGCUCUUGCACGCACACCAAAAAUCCGGCCUCUACUAUUGCAUGCGACGAUUUUGAACACGAUCUAUGUUCGGGGUCGACUGAAGUCUGCACAGGGACCCUCUCAUACACAUCAGAAGAGGAAAAAUGUGCAGAAACGCAUUGAAAUUGACGCAAGAGGUCUGUUGGAUAGGUAUAAGAAUUACUUCACGGAUAAUACGAGGACAACUCCUCGUGUACUUGAUUCACAAAGCUCUUCUCCUCGAAGAAAAGAAUCGCCAGCUCAGAACGAUGAGCAACCUCGUCCGAAGACGGAUUCUUCUGAAGUUAUGAACGCCUCAGCACGAACUGAGCCGCAAUUUCCCUUUAUUUGGGCAAAAGAUAUCCCGAUUGAUUCGGUGUGUAUCUGCGAGAUGGGAGCGAAGAGGCUUCCUGAUCAAGGUCUUGAUGCUGAAACUCUGGAUCUUAAUAAGCGUCUCGGUGAAAAGUAUGUUGUUGUCGCGCAACGAGCUAUACUAGAUUCAUCUAGUUGA